UCUGCGGCAAGAAGUGACUUGUUGACUCAUCGAGGAUUCAAACAGAUAAGUAGGGCACAGGUGCGACAUUGGGUGUUUUCAACCCUCUCAUACUGUGUAACAAACUUGCAUGGAAAUAUCUUUAUUUUUUCUUGUUACUUUUACAUUUUGACCUCGUAAUUUGGGACUAAACUGAGUAUUGAGGGGUUUAAACAUUGUGACUGACUAUAGGUUACUUUUUUAUUGAAUGAGAAUGCCAUGCACUUGUCUCAAUGUAAUUGUACUGCAUUCAACAAUAAACACGUACACGUACAGUAUUUUGCUUUGCAAGAUGUUCCUUUCUUAAACUAGGCAGUGACAGAAGGAAUCGCUUUUACCAACAGCUAAUACUGGAAAAACAUAAACUGGAGCACAACAAAUAUGUGAGAGGCACACAGUAGGCCUAUGGGAUAUGUUGCGUGAUUUAGCCUACAAUGUGUUAUAUGCAGCAUAGCAACAUGGCUUACAAAUGUACUUUGUGUGGGAUCCAGGUUAUGUGUCUUCCUAAAGCAAAUUACACUCACUGGAGGUAUCAACAACACUUCACUUGAAAUGUUAAGCCUUUAGUGAAGCAGAACUUCCCUGAAACCACUUAUCUGGCUCUGUAAGCUACUUGAUUGCCUUGAUUCCAAUAGCAUAGAAAUGCAGAGUGACUGAGGUGUAACUGGACAUGGGUCCAGCCACCUGUCUGUCUAUGGUCUUCGCAUGGUCUUGCUGACACUCAAUUAGUCUUAAGUGUACUUUCAUUUGUACCCGUCAAUCAAUUUUCUAAUUACUGGGGUUCAAAAGGGAAGGAGAUCGCUGUUGAUCAGUUGAAAAAAAAAACCCAUCUUGGUUAGGAUAUGAAAUGUGUCCUUACAAAUUCCAUGUUUCCUGUCUACCUUAACGCGUGAAGGGAGAGAAGCAUAAAACAGUAAAAAAAAAAAAAGACAGAAAGAAAAGAAAAAAGGAAAGAAAAAAGAAAUAAAUGAUUUUAAAAACAAAAGCACAGAACAAAAAAUUGACCACUGAGUUCUCAGUGCUUAAUACCCUCUGCCUGAGUGGGGUAGGCAUGUCAUGUCCAAUCUUAUCCAGUGUGGCCUUUGCCCAGUAAGUUAAAAUGUCCAACAGGAAAAUGCAUUACAGUUGUGUUGAACCAUCUAAACUGGAGGACGCCACGCCACGCCACACCAGAGCAGAGCAGACCACCAGACCACCCUUCUCCUCCACGCUAAUGGAAAACCUGCCCAUCGCGAUUAUACGGACCAGAAAACAGCUGAGGAGUCCCCCGGGACGCGCUCCUCGGGAUUAGGGGGCAGAUCUAGUUUACAACACAGGGGCACUGGACGUGGUAAAUCCAUUUUUUACAACGUGAAAUGAUGAUUGCUUCAGGACCCCCUGACAGUCCCUUCAUGUAAAUUACUACUAAUCGACUUGCCCAAUAAGAAUGCCUUAUAGGCCUAUAUUUUUUACCUGACAGUGUGGUGAAAAGAAUUGGUAUGGUGUGGAUUUCAACUUUACAGCAAACAAAGGUAUUUCUCAUACUCAGGUCUGUAUGCGGUAGGCAAAAGUGACCUCUCUUAAGACCGUUUAAUUUUGAUUGAUGUUGCGGGCGUGAUAUUUUGUCCGUUUAUUAUACCCCACGGAUUCAGUCAUGUUGCCAAACGCCAAUUUCCCAUGGGGAUGCGACGCAUGUCUCCCACACCCAACCCCCCUGACAGCAUACUCUCCUCUGUGGCAACCCUAUUUCCUGAAUAUAAUUGUUUGUUCCCCCUGCGUGAGAGAUCAUGACACAUUCCACCUCACCCUCCGCGAGGAAUUGAGUUAUUUGGCCAGAAGAGACAAAUUGGACCACCAAAGAGCAAAGGAAGUUUCAAAUGAUGAGAUACAGGACGACACAUCUAACAUAUCCGAAAAAAAUGAAUAACACAUCUUUAACCUGUUCUCUGUUUUCAUCCGACUUUAUUUCACUACCAUUGAGUUUGACUUAGCAAAUCUCAGCAGCCUUAUUUGAGUUGCAGCGCCUCCAACAAUCGACUACACCAUGCACCCAGGACAAGCGUUGAACACAACCAUAUAACAACCUGGACAUUAAUGGCUUUAUUUUGGUCGCUAUUGCUGUCUGGUUAUCUUAAAACACCUCCUGUGUUCUUGUGAUAAGAUUAUUAUGGCGACUUACGAGGUUAAUGCGCACAAUGCGGCACUAAAGGCGGCCGUAAAGAAAAAUAGAGUAGCACCUCAAUUAACUAUUGUGUUCAAGCGACUCCCUGAUAGACUUCUCUCCUUGCUAGGAGAACAAAAAGCGCGGUGAUAAUGCUACAUUACAGGUCUCUCUCUUUAUCUCAUGACUGCUGUUAGUUUAUUAACCAUUAUAGCCUACAAAAGGAGCCCAGUGUGGCGUGGUCAGCCCCUGCGUGGUCGUUUCCACACAAAGGAUAACUAACGAACGAUUACUUGCCCUAUUGUAUGAUACCUAGUUUUUUUUUAAUCAAACAGAAAACUGAAAUGAAAACGGCACAAAAAGCUAGUCCCCCGAUCCAUGAAAAUGGAGUGUGACGCGUGGAUGAACGAGUGGAGAUGACAGGAAAGGGCAACUAUUAGUCAUUAUCGACAGUUUAUGAAUAAUUGAUAAAAUAAUUUCAGUGGCUCGGAAGAGAAAAGAAAACGACAGCAUCCCCACCGAUUCAGCAGAUGCAAGCUUGGUUGGCGCACGUGCCCCGUACUUGUUGCGUUGCCGUUGAACCCCAAAAAACUGGUACUUCGCUGGAGCUUUUUAGUUCUAUAAAUCAUCAAGAAAGCAGCUUGAUUCUAGCUGAUCACUUAAGGUUUUAGGGUUCUCAUUUAACAUGGUCGUUAAAAUCUCUCAACUGUGUUGGCUGGUCAGAGCAGUGAGUAGUAGGCUAGUAAUUCAAAAGGGCACCCUGAACGCGCCAUUCACCGCAACCCAGACACGGAUAAAUAGAAAACGGUAGAGGGAGGGUUAGGGAGUUGAUGAGGUUCCUUCGCAGGGCACUUGGAAUGGUGUCAUAUUUGGAAGUGCUACAGGCAACGGUGCUGACUUGCACAUGGUUCCCAGACAAGCCGAAUGGAUGGAAUUUAAGGGCUCUGCACAAGUUUUUGGGAAACAUAUGCCAUCUUUGCGGAUAUCCAGGAUAGAAUAUGCGAGGAUAAUCUGACAUCAUUCCAGGGAUUAUUGCAUUCUCACAUGGCGUCACCGGGAAUUAAGGGGGAUGAUACCACAGACCCCACAUCUGUGGAACUGAUUGCACUUGAUUUGGACACGGAUGUAAUAUUUGGACACACGAGCCAUUUUGAGAGAAGGAAAGCAAAGGUAUGUCUUUGUCUUGGAUACCAUAGCUACUUUGUGGUAGUUUAGUCAUGUGUCUGACACGCGCAAGGUACUUUCAGCACCAAGAACAGCGUGUAGACGCUCCAGCACCGGCUGCUGUGGUGCGCGCCACGAGGAACCAUGGAAAUGGAUAAAUAUCGGUGGAACUUUCUUUAAAAAAUAAAAUUAAACAUUGAAAACAAGGCACUUUUAGACAAUUUAAUUUAAAAAUGCAUGGGAGUGUGUGUUAACAUGUUCCAAAAACGGUCACCGCGUAAAUGGAGACGUAAUCGGAGACGGUCCCCAAAAGUUGCAUGGGUGUAUAGGCUAAGCUUACUGUUUUGUGAACGACAAUAGUUUAGAGACGCACGUCAUCAAAGGCUUUAUUUGAAAUUAUUGUUAAGAUGUAUUUCAAAAAUAGUUCAGGACUGUGUCAAACAUCACGUUUUACGCAUUCUGGUUCUGUCCCUCCCAGCUGCUCUAACACCAAUACCCAUGUAGGCCUAUCUAUCUAUCGAAUAUCUAUCAAUCCACCAAUACCCCCACUGUCAGGUUUUAAUCGUUUUGAGAUUAAUUUUACGGAAGUUAUUACAUUUCCUCACACAGCUUUCAACAAUUGGUAUCUGGCACUGUGAUCUAAUGCUGCAGUCUCCAGAAUGGUCAUGUGGCGGCGCCAGUGUAGCGGGGAAAAUAAUAAUACAUUCUCUCUUGCUGUAACAAGUGCCUCUCGCUCACGGUAGCCUAUAGCAGAGGUUUAGUGGCUCUUUGGAUAACGCUAUAUCCAAAAUACAUUUGAAUCAUGUUUGCGUAAUUUCAUUGGUCUUAAAACUAGUUAGCCCAUGUUUACAGAAAAGUAGAUGAGCCUCAUCAUUACACGAUAGCGGGGUCAGGAGGUACCUAUUUAUUGUGGCAUGUUUGAAAAAAAAAAACAAACAAACCUCAACACCUAUGCCAUAUGAUCACUGCGCACUUGUCAAUGAAAUGUAUAGUUUUUAAAAAUGGGUCUGUUGUGAGGUUGCAGAUUCACUGUAUCCGGCCCACCUCGGUAGUUGCUUGCACUAUUUAGCUACAUUUAGAAUGCAAUGUUCGGCAUCCAGAAUUAUCCAAACUUCAGAGUAAAAUGAGUCGUUCAAAGGGGGGUACUCGGAGCGGCAUUCCUCAACUCAACAGAUGCGCGUGUAAAACGGUUUAGCCCUAUCCUGUAGCUAUUCAUAUGGCUACAACUGCUUUGUGGUUUGCAACUGACGACCAGGACAAAAACAAAUUUGCCAUGAAUACUUUCUUAGCACGUGUGUCAUCUCCAUAGAGUCGCGCUGUCUUGUCCAGUAAUCGGUAGGCUACUCGACGCACUGUAUGAGGUAGAAGACAGGCACUCAGCUAAAUCCGAGCUCCACCCCCUUUGUGACUGGGACAGUGGGGCUGCACGGGGCAGCGAGCGGACAAAGUUAGAACCUAUAACUUAAAUCCCCACGGUGCCAAUGCCAGUGUGAGCGGGCAAGCGUCCCAGUUGCACCAGCAUGAUGAGGAUUACUAAGCCAGGUCUCAUCUAACAGGAGGACUACGUGAUAAAAAGCAAUCCUGCAGGGUUUACCAGGCAGUGUAACUAAUCAAUUAUAAAUGAGGCGUCAGUGUUUGGAGAUAAAAGUUAGACUUAGCUGACAGUGUGGGAUUUAACCGACGCGCCUGCAUCAUGUCCUACUCGUACCACUGGAACGCCAACCAAGGUCGCAACCCUGAUUUCAGGAGGUUUACGGUGAGCAUGAUAUUAUAUUGAUUCUUGACUCAUGUAAGCAUGGAGGUUACAGGUGGAUGGGAACAAAACAAGCAUACUGCGUAUAGUGUCUAUAAUUAGUACUGUUAACGGAUGUAGGCCUAAAGCAAACGUGGCGGAGUUGUUUUAAACACUGUUCGAAGUAUGAUCGUCUUCAUACACAUCUGGUAAUUGGAUUGGUUUCAAAACGUGUUGAAGUAAGAUGACUUACUUCACAUGCCUCAGAACAAAUAAUUAUGUUGAUGUACCUUUCUUUCUUGUCUUGCGUAAGGUUGUUGAGGGUUACACAGGGAGAGAGACCCCACUCUCCUCAGGUCUCAACCCCAGGAAGAGGCUUCACUCGGCGGAGGAAGUCAAAUGCGGCAACCGGCCAAACCCGGAGGGUGCGGGCUCGGUGCCCGUGCCAGAGCAAAGUCAGAUGGAGAGUAAAGACGACCCUUUGGAGAGCCUUUGCCAGCGAUGCCAGAUCAUUGCCUCCGAACUAAACAGGCAGGCGAUCACGCUGGCCGAUCCUGGAUCACUGAAGGAUCCGAGCUUCGCCGCCUUCCUGCUCGACAAGCUCCAGGCGCUGGAAUGGCCGCCGCGCGGGAGGCACGCCGGCAGCGCCUGUGAGGUGUGCGGCACCCCCCUCCACCACCUCCGCCGCCUCGCCCUGCAGAAGGCCCUGGAGCUGGCCAGAGACAUGCCCGACCCGCAGCCAGCAGGACCCUUCUCCGGGCUGCUGCCGCCUCGACCGGCCGCGCAGAGCGUCGUGACGUUGCCCUCGGCCUCGGCACACCCGCAGGUGGCGUCGUCGCGGGAAUGGUCCGUUCACCACGCUGCUGCCACCCCCACCACCCCCAGGUCGUUGUCGUCCGCCAAGCCCCAUGGAGGAGCAACGUCGUCUGGGGCCGACAAACAGCAGAGGGAGCAGCAGGGCGGGUGGGUGCCUGGAGCCGGGUCGACAGCAGCCAGUCAGGUGUCCUGCCUGGCGAAGGUCACACCACUGCCUGCCCACGCCCAGCACUACCUGGAGGGGGUGUGGAGCGUCCACAGAGUCAGCAGGUCAUCCCAUCAUCAUCGCCACCACCUUGCUCAGGUAUCCGCUGAUGCUGAUAGAGAGAGCUUGCCCAUGGACAGCCUCAGCCCAGGUUUGAUGAGCUCCCCAUCCUCCAUCUCCUCCCCGACCGGCCAAGUGCACUCCUCCUCUUCCUCCUCCUCCUCCCCCGCCUCCUCCUCCUCCAACUACGCCAGCAGCACCGCGGCCUCCUUCUUCCUCAGGGCCGCUCAGAAGCUGAACCUCUCCAAGCGCAAGAAGCCGCAGCCGCCGCCCCCGUCCCCGCCCGACCCCGACGAGCCGGCCUUCUACGCGGAGGGCUUCAGCGCCACGCUGCAGCUCUCGCCGCCCCCCGUGCCGCCAUGCCUCCUGCGGGCCGGCGCCAAGGUCAAGGACGCCCCCGGCGUGGGGAAGGUGAAAGUGAUGGUGCGGAUAUGCCCCGUGCCAGGUUCCCGUGACACGUCGGAGUCCAUGUCCUUCCUGAAGGUGGACGGCCACAAGAAGCAGCUGACCCUGCUGGAGCCCGCGCCCAGCCUCCCCUCCACCUCCUCCGCACCGCCCACACGCCGCACCUCCGCCGCCGCCCCAAAGAUGUUCGCCUUCGACGCCAUUUUCACCCAGGACGCCUCCCAAGCGGAGGUUUGCUCAGGGACAGUUGCGGAGGUCAUCCAGUCGGUGGUGAACGGAGCAGACGGCUGCAUCUUCUGUUUCGGACACGCCAACCUUGGCAAGACGUUCACCAUGAUUGGCCAGGACAUCUCCACCCAGAGCCUGGGCGUGGCGCCGUGCGCCAUCUCCUGGCUCUUCAAGCUGAUCGAGGAGCGCCGGGAGAAGGUGGGCGCCCGCUUCUCGGUGCGCGUCUCCGCCGUGGAGAUCUGCGGCCGCGACGAGGCCCUCGCCGACCUGCUGUCGCACCUCUCUUCCUCAUCGUCGACGUCGUCAUCGGCGGCGGCGGGUGGUGGUGGUGCUACCGCCGGCGCCGCAGCACAGGACGAUGGCCAGUCCCCCGGGGUCUACCUGCGAGAGGACCCUGUGAGCGGCUCUCAGCUCCAGAACCAGUGUGAGUUGCGGGCCUCGACUGCGGAGCGUGCUGCCUACUACCUGGACGCGGCGCUGGCCGCCCGCAGCACCAGCCACCCCGACUGCCCUGACGAGCAGCGCCGCAACUCCCACAUGCUCUUCACCCUGCACGUCUACCAGUACCGCAUGGAGAAGAGCGCCAAGGGAGGAAUGUCCGGCGGUCGCAGUCGCCUUCACCUGCUGGACCUGGGCAGCUGUGAGCCUGACCUGAGCCAGACCCGCGACGGAGGAGGACGGGGCCAGUGUCUGUCCCUGGGGGCCCUGGGCAACGUCAUCCUGGCGCUGGCCAACGGGGCCAAGCACGUGCCCUACAGGGACAGCAAGCUCACCAUGCUGCUGCGGGAGUCCCUGGGCAACAUCAACUGCCGCACCACCAUGAUUGCCCACAUCUCCCACUCGCCGGCCAAGUACGCCGAGACGCUCAGCACCGUGCAGCUCGCCUCGCGCAUCCACCGCAUGCGGAAGAAGAAAUCCAAGUAUGCAUCUAGUUCAUCAGGAGGAGAGAGUUCUUGCGAGGAAGGGCGAAUUCGUCGACCAGCCCAUCUCAGGCCGUUCCACCCCAGGACCGUGGCACUUGACCCAGACAUGCCCUCCAUGCUGUCCAGCGACCCGGACUACUCGUCCAGCAGCGAGCACUCCUGCGACACGGUCAUCUACGUGGGGCCCGGAGGGGCUCACAUCUCCGACCGGGAGCUGAGUGACAACGAGGGACCGCCCGCCUUCGUGCCGAUCAUCCCCUCCCUGAACAGGAAGCGUGCAAAGGACAGCCCCAAGACGGACGGCGACCACUUCAAAUGCAACACGUUUGCGGAGUUGCAGGAACGUCUGGAGUGCAUCGAUGGCAGCGAGGGCCCAUCCACUUUCGCUGGAGAAGGCAAGGUAGUGCAAGCUGCCCCCAAGGUGAAUAGCGAGGUUGGCAAAACCCCCGAGGAGACUGCUGUGUCUCCCAGGACUACUGCAGCCACAAAGAACUCUUUCCAAAAGCCUUUCAACACCGUUGGGUCCGGCAUCCCAGCUCCGCUCAAGCACGACAAGGAACAUUCCAAAACUCUCUCAGAAUGGGGCACUUCUGAAUCAAGCAACUGUGCAACAACCACAACAGCAACCGCAACCACAACAGCAAAAGACUCAGAACCUGUAGUCAGAGAGAAGGUCUACCUCAACAAAGGACCUCUGUCGAAACCCCAAAUCACUUCUCCGUCUAGCAGAACCCCUAGGGCAUCAGCAGGUGGUGCCAGCAGCCUGCCAGUUGGGCCUGCUGCUGCCGCACGGACACCACCUGUGGGCAUGAGCCAGCAGGCUCUUAGACAGGGUGAGCAGCAGGGAGCAGGAUCUCCUGUCCUGGAGAGAGCCCACCACCACAUGGGACGAAGUCCCCUCGAGGUCAGCCAUCUUCGGGCAGCCCUCCGAGGCCGGUGCCUGGAGAGGGAUGUGCUGAGAACCACCCUCACUCUUCAGCAGCCUGUGGAGCUGAAUGGGGAGGACGAGCUUGUGUUCACUGUGGUGGAGGACCUGCCCCCUGGCCUGAUCCCAGAUAACGGCCGCCCGUCAAGCAUAAUCAGCUUUAACAGCGAUUGCUCCCUGCAGGCUUUGGCGUCGGGUUCGCGGCCCGUUAGCAUCAUUAGCAGCAUUAACGACGAGUUUGAUGCCUACACUUCCCAAGUCGAGACAUCGCAGGCGAGCGCUGCGGCUCUCCGGCAAUCACAGGAAGACCUGUAUGCAUGCCACGCAACUGGACAAUCCUCCAUUGGCUCCUGGCCUAGUGAGAUGAGCGUGUGCACGCUUGAUAGUGAGGCAGCCCAGCCGUUCAAAAGCCACAUACCAAAAGGUAGGCAUGUACAAGCGGACAGCACAUCCUCUGUAUUCGAUUCUCCUGGUGCGCUGCGCAUGGAGCCAUUUUCCCAGAAAGGAGCCAAGAGCUCCCUGGGAGACAGCGGCAUUUUCUUUUCGGAGGUCGACAGCGAGACUGCCAGCCCCUGCAGAUCAUCCCUGAACAAGUGCCCAGCCUCCCCCGAUACUACCAAAGCAUUCCUCAAAGGCCCCAAAUCGACCAGAGCUAACACUCUGACCUCCUCACAGUCCCCACAGCUUCUCCACGGUUCUCACUCCUCGCUACCCAGGAAAACCAAACCUACCUCGUCUGUUGCUCCCGGCCAGAGCUGCAGCCGUGAACUGCCAAGGCAAGAGAGCCGACUGGAAGAGACGUGGCUUCGCAGUGGCGGUUUACUCACCGAGUCUAAACCCACAGACUCAGUGACAUCUGCUGUCAAGUCCAGAAUUGCCAUGAGUAGCGGCCCGGCCAGGAAGCCCAACGGAAACAGCAACAGCGUUCCCCGGCCACCCAAGGUACAAGCUGCCUCCUCUGCCCAAAGGGUGGUGGACGGCUGUGAGCGGAGUAGCAGUAGUAAGAAAACGGAGACCUUCAGCAGGAUGCCACAGCUAAGGCGUGGAGCUACCACUCUUGGAACGGUCUCAGUGCCCCAUACCUCCUCCUCCGAUUCUAAAUGGGGCCAAGAGGGACUGCAAGCAACCGGCAGCCUACGAUUCUCCUCCUUAGGUAAGAAAGGAAAUGCACAAAAGGCUACUGGCCUGCCAAAAUCCGAGAGCAUUUCUCCCCCUGCCCCGCCCCUCCGGAAGUCUAGCCUAGACCAGAGGACCAGGAUUGUUUUGUCUCCAAGUGCCUUGAGGUCAGGUGGCGAUGCAGCCAAGUCCUCACUGCCCAAGACCUCAGCCUCAGAGGAGGACUUUGAUGCUCAACUUAAAGGGGACUCAGCUAGCUUCAGGACAUCCAGUUUGAGGACAUCUUCUAAUCUGAAGGCCAGAGGCGGCAAAGGGGAUAAUGGAAGGUACUUCGGUAGCUUGGUGUCCCUGGAGCGAUGUGACAGUCUCACAUCAGUCGGGUCCAGGCCAACUCUGUCAAGGGAGAACAGUGGUGCUAGCUUGGGAGGUACUAGCAAAUCGAGUAGGAUGGUUCCUCGUCUCGGCAUACCUACUUCGUCCUCAACACCUACCGUAAUCUCCCCACCGUCCUCCACCACCAGUGGAAGCAGACUCGGCCACAUCAAAUCUGGCAUGAGCUCCCGCACCAUCAACCCCAGUGGCACCAAGGCGAAGGUGCUGUCUGCCAAUGCCUCAAAGGCUCUCAGCUCCUCCACCAAAUCCCUUACAACUUCAGCUGCACGCAACGCCAGCCUGCCCCCAUCAGGGAAGACCCCAACUCGUUCAGUGGCAGGCGCCAGCAGCAGCAGCAGCAGCAGUGGCAGUAACGGUGGCAAGCCUGGCAGAGGCACCAUAAUGGGCACAAAGCAGGCGCUUCGUGCCGCAAACAGCAGAGUCAGCGAGUUAGCCUCGGGGAGUCCCAAGAAGCAUUUAAAGGGCUCCGGGGACUCAGCAGAUGGCAAUGACGGUGCUACAAAUCCUAGCGAGACAUCCCCCUCUUCGCCUGCCUGUUUGCCCUCCCCCUACAGCAAGAUCACGGCUCCCCGUAGACCCCAGCGUUACAGCAGCGGGCACGGCAGUGACAACAGCAGCGUCCUUAGCGGAGAGCUACCACCGGCCAUGGGCCGCACUGCCCUGUUCUACCACAGCGGGGGCAGCAGUGGCUACGAGAGCAUGAUCAGGGACAGCGAGACAACAGGCAGCGCCUCCUCUGCCCAUGACUCCAUGAGCGAGAGUGGGGUCUCAACAUCCAGUCGAACAAGGGCUUCCAAGUCACCCAAGAAACGAUCAAAUGGGCUCCAGAGGCGAAGGCUGAUCCCCGCUCCCCUGCCAGACACAUCAUCUCUGAGUCGCAAGCCUGGCACGGCCGGCCAGUGGGUGGACCUGCCACCUCUGGGUGGCACGCUGAAGGAGCCCUUUGAGAUUAAAGUGUACGAGAUUGACGAUGUGGAGAGGCUGCAGAAGCGCAAAGAGGGCAUGGGAGCCGAGCCAUUUCAGGAUGUUGAAAAGGGGUUGCAGUACUUCAACGCGCGGCUCAGGAUGCUGGAGAAGCGUCAGCAGCAGAUCCGCGAGCUGAGGGCCAAGCACGAGAGACUCAAGAGGGAGCUGGAGGAUGCCAAGACCCGGCUCAUGCUCGACCCCGGAAAGUGGAUGGGAGAGUUUGACGUGGACCCGGACCUGGACAUGGACUCGCAGGACUACCUUGAGGCACUCCACCAGGCCACUGGGGAGCUGCAAUUCUGUGUCAACCUCUGCAAGUCUCGCGUCAUGAUGGAGACCUGCUUCGAUAUCGUGGUGACCGGCACCACGGCGACGCAAGGAGGGCACCAGGAAGUUGAAGUCUGAGUAGACGGAAGUGAAAAAGAGGAGGAAGAAGAAGAAGAAGAGGCAGAGAGCAGUUAAUGGAGAGGAGGAGGAGGAGUAGGAGGAAAGAUGUUUCAAGGCAAAGUAUUCAGUGGAUACGCAAAGCAGGAGCUCAAACAAAUGCAACACAAAACGGUGGCGAAAACUGAAGCAGAGAGUGCUAGUGGUCAAAGCCGGAAACAAGGAAGUUGUUGGGACUGACAAAGAGAUAGCCACGGGCUAAGAGAAGGACUGAGCAUAACGAAUCACGACUGACUGACCCUGGAUCAGUUUUUCGUGAAAUCUUACCUGUGUAGACAGAAUGACGAAGAUGUGAACGCAAAGAGUGUCAUCGCCCUCUCCCAUUUAUUAUCGUCAUCAUGUUUUUUCACCAGGAUGUGCCUUGAUCAUUUACGAUCCCGAGGGAUUUAUCUUUCUUUCUGACUUGGUGCUAGUUAUGAAACCAGCUUACCUGAGCAAAACCCUUAUGUAUUCCCUUUCUUUGAGAAAAAAAAUCACAUAAAAGUAUUUUAUAUUAUUGUAUUGUAAUCUGCAUUGUAUUUAUACAUGAUUUUAAUUGCGAAAAAAAACAUUAUGUAAGGGGCAGUAAUAUAUGUAUGUAUAUGUAUAUGUAUAUUUGCAUGUAUAUAUAAAAAUAUGUAUAUUAUUGCUUCCCCCUUCAGGGAGUUAUUCCAGACAGCCGGUUUAAUCACUUUCCUGGGUACCCUCACUUAUAGCAAAGACAUAAAUCACAUAAUAGAGCGGCCAUGUGGCUGCAUCCUCCCAGCAAGGGAGCUGCAAGGGCUCUGCUAGUUGGAGGUUUAUCACUUACAGGACAUCUAGUGAACUUAUCCCGGGUUAGUUAGUAAACCACAUACUUGGAAUCCCUCCCAGACCUUUGCCUUUUUUUGUUAUCAUUGUCAGUUGCACAGUCUUUUUCACCGCCAUUUCCAUCCCCCAUACUCUGAUGGUUGCUUCAAAUAUUGUGCUCGAGAAAUGUUUCCACUCUCUUUUGUGGUGCGCCGAGCGUGUAUCAACAGUGCAAUUUAAUCUCUUGACCACCGGGCCCGCUAAACUCCUUGGCCCCUUCCACUGGUCCAGCGGAGUGAGUCAGUGAGUGAAGGAGGCAGUGAGUGAGUGAGUCAGUGUUGCCAGAUGUGUCUGACCAAAUCCCGCCUAAAAGCAAAAUAUGCUCAAUUCCACCCAAAUUAUACAAUUUACAUUGACUUCUAUGGGCCCAAAACGGCUGAAAAAAACGCCAAAUGGCCAAUUUUCCCCAUUUUUACCCGCAGACACUCAUCCCAAGUAGCCCAAUUUGGCGGGCACCCACCCAAUCUGGCAACACUGGAGUGAGUGAGUGGGCUCUGAAUUGGAUGGAAUGCCGCAGCUCUGGCAGGAGAUGCUCAUCCGUCUCUCUUAGUUACAGUCAUCCGUCAGGGUCUGCUACAAUACCCCCACUCUCUCUUCUCCCACGACUGGAGUGUGUGUGCGUGUGUGUCUCUGUAUGUGUAUGUGUAUGUGUAUGUACAUUUCCAUGAGCAUGUGGCUGCACUCUUACAAGGCCUGACCAGCCAUUAGAUCGUUUUUGAGUGGCACAGUCGGAUGCGUCUCAUAAAUCAGAGUUAGGCGAACACACACACACACACACACACACACAC
Molecule: messenger RNA, 13151 nt
Organism: Engraulis encrasicolus (European anchovy)
Lineage: Eukaryota; Metazoa; Chordata; Actinopteri; Clupeiformes; Engraulidae
Gene: kif26aa
Product: kinesin family member 26Aa
Exons: 15
Coding region: 5299-11496 (2065 amino acids)
Biological process (GO): microtubule-based movement
Molecular function (GO): ATP binding; microtubule motor activity; microtubule binding
Source: RefSeq, a predicted model, not a curated record